UCUACAGUAGGGGCGCGGUUGGCCUGCUGACAUGUGACCAUGCAGGAAGUAGCAUCCCGACACACAACAACAAGAGCCACAGCGCUCACAAUACUACUGCCGAUCCGGGAGGUUGUAAAGCAUUACCAGUGUAUUCGAUGAUGGAGGACAACGAGGAACAUAACCCAGAUACCACUACAUCAAAUGAAAACUACGCAAAGCAAAGCUUCAGGCUCCAUAUGGUCACAUGGAACGUGGCCACGGCGGACCCCGUGGACGACCUGGCCUCGCUGCUCCAGCUUGGCUCCCCCAGGAGCCCAGAUCUCUACGUGAUCGGUCUCCAGGAGGUGUACUCUGGUCCUGUGCGGUUGGUGGCUGACCUGGCAUUUGAUGACGGGUGGAGCCGUCAGUUCAUGACCACGCUGGCUCCCCUGGGGUACCUCAAGGUAACCUCAUCCAGAAUGCAGGGUCUGCUCAUACUGGUCUUCUCCAAAACUGGACCAUGUCCCUUCAUCAGAGACAUCCAGUCCACAUUCACCCGCACUGGCAUCUUUGGCUACUGGGGUAACAAAGGGGGAGUGUCUGUACGGCUGUCCUUCUACGGCCACAGUCUGUGUUUCCUCAACUGUCACCUGGCGGCCCACAUGCAGAACGCCACAGAGCGCCUGGACGAGUUUGAGCACAUCCUGGACACGCAGACCUUCGAGUCCCCCCAGGCACCAUCCAUCCUGGACCACAGGCUGGUAUUCUGGUUUGGGGAUCUCAACUUCCGCAUCCAGGACCAUGGCAUGCACUUUGUGCGCUCCUGUAUUGAGGACCAAACCUACCAGCUGCUCUGGAGCAAGGAACAGUUGACCAUGAUGAAGAAGAAGGAGCCAAUCCUACAGGAGUUUGAGGAAGGCCCUUUGGACUUCCAGCCCACUUACAAGUUUGACCGUAACUCUCACGUCUACGAUAGCAGCGGCAAGAAGCGCAAGCCAGCCUGGACCGACAGGAUCUUGUGGAGGCUCCGGCCCCAAGGGGGCAAGGACCAGGACCUGGAGCUCCCUCUGAAGAUCAGACAGGAGUCGUACAACAGUGACAUGACGUACAGCAUCAGCGACCACAAGCCGGUGGUGGGCCUCUUCACCCUGGAGCUGAAGAAGCGGCAGCAGACCCCUCUGGUGCAGCUGUAUCCAGAGGGCGACUGGAGCGCCGACAUGGACGCCAUGGUGGUCUAUUCCACACUGCAGGACUUCCCCUCCAGCCACUGGGACUGGGUCGGACUCUUCAAGGUUGGGUUCUCGUGUGUCUCGGACUACAUCACCUACGCCUGGGUGAAGGACGACGAGGUGGCCUCCAGCGAGGAGCUGGUGCGGGUUUAUGUCAGCAAGUGGGAGAUCCCGGUGUUGGGAGGAGAGUGUGUGCUGUGCUACUUUAGCAGUGCUCUGCAUUGCAUCAUCGGAAUCAGUCAGCCGUUCAAGGUCCAAAUGUCCCAGGUGGCUGUGGGAAGAAGGCCUGGUGGCCGAGACCGGGCUGCCGAGGCCUUAGCACCACGACGGGCCCACGGAAGAUGGGAGCCACACACGCCACGCUGCAGUCUGAAAAAUACUUCUUGAGGGCGGUCUCAGACUGGUGUCAACUCAUCGCAGAACUAGAUUUAAAUGUACACCUUAAAUCUUUGUUGAUCUGCAUGGGAGGAGAAGGGUUCUGUGAGUCUGGUGUAUGUUCCCGUAGUUGCAUCUAUAGUGUAAGAUUGCAGGACAUUAUGAAUGGUUCACUGCACAUCUAGAGAGCCUUACUGAAACAUUGUUUUAUCAAUUUUUUAAGGAUUUGUAUAAGCAUCCCUUUAAUCAGGAUACACACGGGGUCCGUCACAUGUUUUAUUCUUUAUCUAGUGGUUAUGCUAUAGGGACUAUUGACUCCUUUCAUUACCAAACCAGUACAUUUAUUAACAUGCUGCAGAGAUGGAUCCUGAAGGGGAGGGAUCAGGCCAUGUUUAACUGUCAGUAUUUCAUAUUUAUUCACAUUGUAAGAAAGUAAGCAAAGGACAUCUCAUUCAGGCACAGUUGAUCGUCCCUGUCAAUCUUUUCAAAUUUUCCAAGAAGGUGGUUGACAUUGAGGUCAGUUUUUAAUGAGUAGAGAGGAGGUUGACUUGAAGGCAACCUCACCUCACACCAGGUAAAGUGUCGACAGAUGGGAAGGGAUCAAUGCUCUGUUAUGCUAUGGUUCAACUUGUUUGUCAUCCAUGUUGAGUUGCUCUUAACAGAUAAUGUUCUUGGUUGAGUGAAUAGAGCUCACUCUCUUUGUUCGAUGCCAGAGCUGGACCUACUUGGGUUGGCAAAGGUUUCAGUUUCUUUUAUCACAAACAUAAUGUCUAUGAUCUUCAGGAGGCAUAAUGUUUGUAAUGAGUUUCAUAAAACAGUGAUUAUUCUACAUGCAAUUGACAGAUAUUUUACUAUCUCGAUGGACACACCAUCCCAGUCUUGGAAGUUUUGAGAGAAACAAAAUGAACUAGCCAGGAUCGUUUCACAAGGCUAGCGGUCUGGUAUAGUUCAUAGCUCAUUGGUGUUCAAAUCCCUUUGACUGAAGUGACUUCAGUGCAAUCAUCAGAUUAAAUGUCAUUAGACUUAACUGAAGAUCUUGCAUGAAAUGCCUCCCAACAUUUUUGUCACUGUUUAUAUUUAUAAGAUAGCUAGUGCAUUCAAGACAAUCUGGAGGUUUAGGUAUGCCUGGGUACUGUGUACCCAGCCUGGGUUACUGUAUCCAGAUUGGGUUCUGUGUACAAACCAUGGGUUCUGUGUAUCCAGCCCGGGUUACUGUAACCAGCCAGGGUUAUGUGUACCAAGCCCGGGUUACUGUACCCAGCGUGGGUUACUUGUACCAGUCUGCAUACUGUGUACUCAAGCCUGGGUUAUAUGUACCCCGCCAUUCUGCUCCUUGGCUCAAUGGUUUUUCCUCCCUUAGGAAUAAAAGGUUGUGCUCCCAGAAUAUAAAAUGAAAGGAAUAUUGCAUUGUUCUGUGAUUGUAACUGAGAAGUAAUUUUAUGAUGGAGACCAACUAUCUACUGUAAAUGAUUAAGCGGGAAGUAUAUAUCAUUAAAUCGGGUUCAUCAAGUGCCUAAAAAAAUGUAUACAUUUUAAUAAAAAAAGUUUUAUAAUUUUAUAAACCAUCACAUGUUUGCUUUGAGCAAAUCUGUAUUUUAAUUUAAAAUAUAUGCAGACAUUUAUCCUUUUGGAUUUGUUGAGUAUACUACUAUUGUCACUUAGCUUUCUUCAGUUCCCUCACAUGUACCUUAUGAUCGUUCAAAGUGUUUAUCGUAGAGGAGUUGGAUGUACUGUAUACACUGUAAGGAAAUCAAAGCUGUAUUUUUUUUUGCCAAACAAAUAAAUACUUAUCAGUAGAAUC
Messenger RNA from Gadus morhua (Atlantic cod), 3366 nucleotides. RefSeq names its product inositol polyphosphate 5-phosphatase K-like. Gene Ontology annotation, molecular function: phosphatidylinositol-3,4,5-trisphosphate 5-phosphatase activity; phosphatidylinositol-4,5-bisphosphate 5-phosphatase activity; inositol bisphosphate phosphatase activity. Gene Ontology annotation, cellular component: plasma membrane; endoplasmic reticulum; cytoplasm. Gene Ontology annotation, biological process: negative regulation of phosphatidylinositol 3-kinase/protein kinase B signal transduction; negative regulation of insulin receptor signaling pathway; negative regulation of peptidyl-serine phosphorylation. Lineage: Eukaryota; Metazoa; Chordata; Actinopteri; Gadiformes; Gadidae. The record is from RefSeq and is a predicted model, not a curated record.